AUGAUUACGAGAUCGACAGUUCUUCUGGUGCUAGCAGGCUUUUUAAUUAAAUGCAGCUACGGACAGUACCAUGAGUCGGCACAUCCAACGACGCAACUCGGUCUCAUCACACAAUGGAACGAGAUGCAAUUUGUCUUUCCCACGACAGAUCACAGACAAAUCGCGAUCUACCAAGGGAAAUAUAUGAAAGGUGCUAGUACGCCCUUAGAUAUUGAUCUUGAUUAUUCGGAUACGGGACGAUCACGAUUAUUUGUCACUAUACCACGAUUUGGUGAAGGCGUUCCAAUUACCUUAGGAGUCGUUUCGACAUCCUUCGCCACGAACGAAUCCGUGCUUCAUGCUUACCCCAGUUACGCUUGGCAAGAGAGUCACGGAGCCAAUUGCGAUGGAAUUACCUCCGUUUUCCGAGUUGCCAUCGACGAAUGCGGCAGACUUUUCGUGCUCGAUACUGGUAGAAUUGGCGAUCAGCAGUACUGCCCGCCACAAUUGCUGAUUUUCAAUUUGCGCAACGACAAGCUCAUUCAUCGCUACAAAUUCCCGUAUUCCGUGCUGCAAGACACGUCGAUUCUCGUGACGCCCAUCGUGAAUGUGCACGAUCCGCCACCGGGGAAAUGUCGUGACACGCAAGUUUACAUUGCGGAUGUCACCACGUACCACGUGAUUGUUUAUGAUAUGCGUACGCGACGCUCUUGGCGCACGGCAAAUAAAUUAUUUUAUCCGCAUCCGACGUGGGGCACGUUUGUCAUUGCCGGCGAAACGUUCGACUUGAUGGAUGGCAUUGUGGGCAUGGCACUUUCGCCGAAAAAUACGAUUGGCGGGCAGCAGAUGUUCUUCCAUCCGAUGGCGUCGACGAACGAGAUGACGGUGCCGUUGUGGGUGCUGAAUAAUCGCACGGCAUGGGAGAACGCUGGAUAUUUUGAUUAUUAUGAGCCACGUUCUUUUGUGGAAAUUGGCGAUCGCGGUACCCAAAGUGCUGCUCAAGCCAUGGAUCGUUACGGAAACAUGUACUUUGGCUUAAUGGAUCCCAUCGCAAUCGCCUGUUGGAACAUCAACACUCCUUAUGACAAGUUCCAUAUCAGACUCGUAUCCCAAAACGACGAAACCUUGCAAUUUGCGAGUGGAGUUAAAAUCAUCACAAAUCGCCUUGGCGAAGAAGAACUCUGGGUCAUAACGAAUCGUAUACAAAAAGUACUUACUGAGACUAUUUCCGACGCCGAAGUGAAUUUCCGUAUUCUCGCCAUACCAACGAAUCAACUUCUCGAUCACAAUAAACGCUGCAUUGGUCCGUCACUCGAACAAAAGUUCAUUCCGCUGGCAAAUUUCUAAAUUAAUUUCUUGUACAUUUUUUUUAUAAAAAAUAUCACUUUUCGUGUGUCUUUUUGUUAUUAAACGGUGCUUUAAACCAAUUUCAAUUACCAAACUUUUUACCAUUGUGUGACAAUCAUGCACCGCGCAAGUAAUUGAACUGCCAUAAUUAAGUGUAAUUUAUAACUUUUUUUUUGUUUGAUAUAGUUAAUUAUUUAUGAACAUAUGUACAUGUAGUAGAAACAUUUUUUUUAUUGUAAAA
Molecule: messenger RNA, 1567 nt
Organism: Culicoides brevitarsis
Lineage: Eukaryota; Metazoa; Arthropoda; Insecta; Diptera; Ceratopogonidae
Product: protein yellow-like
Exons: 4
Coding region: 1-1326 (441 amino acids)
Cellular component (GO): extracellular region
Source: RefSeq, a predicted model, not a curated record